Ricinus communis (castor bean) is the source of this 1497-nucleotide messenger RNA. RefSeq lists its product as uncharacterized. The record is from RefSeq and is a predicted model, not a curated record. Lineage: Eukaryota; Viridiplantae; Streptophyta; Magnoliopsida; Malpighiales; Euphorbiaceae. The coding region runs from base 160 to 1329 and encodes 389 amino acids. The transcript has a single exon.
GUGUACUCUGACUGGUCGUUGAGCUUAUUUUCUCUGCUUCUUCCUUCUUUCUUUCUUUCUUUCUCUUUUAUAAGCAACCAGUACAUUUACGUCUCUUCCAUAUCUUUAGAGGCUUUAUUUUUUUUCUUCUUCUUUUUGGAAAACAGAACACGUACAUAAAUGGAAGACCCAUCAUCAAGACAAGAGAUUUCACGAGUAAUAAAAGUCUUAGAAGCAUUAAAACAAGCUUCUCAUGAUCUCCAAUCACACCCAAUUCCCAAAUCUUCUGAUUCUUUUAGAGCUCUUCUGGAGCUUCAAACUGAGUCUGAGACCAUCCUUUCUAAAGACCCAAAUCUUUCUACUCUCUCUCAACACCUUUCCCGCCUUAAAUCCCUUGUCGACACUCUCCAAAAAUCACGCGGCCGCACCUUACGGAAUUUCCUGGCUCGCCGCGUCUCCACCCACUCUAUUUCUCGAGUUGCCGGGUCCAUUGAGUCGGAGAUUCAAGCGUGGAUUGAUCGUGAAAGUAUUGAUAAUCUGACUGCACAAUUGAAAAAAGAGGGAGCUCGGGACGAGCCUGAGUUGAUUAGAUUGUUGACCCAGUUUGAGAAUCGUAUCUCACAAGGGUUUGAUCGUGAGCUGCAAGAUUUAAUUCUUAAAAGUAAGAUCUUUGUCUUACUUGAAAAGAUUAUUUGUGAUUCUAAUUGCCUGAAGAGUGUAAGAGAACAGUGUGCUUUUGUUGUCGCUGCUUUGAUUUCUUUUAACAAAGAUGUUUUUGUGGGUCAAGUUUUAAUGGGUUCUUUGAUUCAUGCUCUUGUUUCAAUGGUUUCUUGGAAAGCCAUGAAAGUGCUGUGCACCCUUAUUAACUUAAUCAAGUCACCAUUAGUGGACGAGAUUGAAUCAAAUGGUGAGAUACCCAAAAUUAUAUCUUUCUUGGAUUAUAAAGAUUUGGAGCUUCGGGUUUUGACAAUGGAUUGCGUUCUCGAAAUCGGGUACUUUGGCCGUAAAGAGGCAAUUGAAGCUAUGCUCAAAGAAGGGCUGAUCAAGAAACUGGUUGAGCUGCAAAGAUUAGAGCUUGGUGGUACUUUGAUUGACAUGGAUAAGUUUGAUGGUGUUGGAGGGAAAAGAGAGAGUACGGUGGAGAGCAAGGAUCAGAGGUUUUCAGAAAGCCAUCCAUUUGCAAGUUGUGUAGCAAGAUUCGCAGUGCAAUUAGAAGUUGGAGAAGGAUUGAGGCAAAGAGAGAAAAGGGGAUUUAAGCUAGAGAUAUUGGAGAAAGUAAGAGAAGCUUCUGUUUCUGAUGCUGAAACUGCUGCCAUUGUAGCUGAAGUUUUAUGGGGUUCUUCACCUUGAAAAUGUAAUUAAAAAAAAAAAAAAAACUAAUUCGAUACCAUCUUUGUAGUUAAAGAAAGAAAUUGUUAUCAUGUAUUAAUGGUGUUAAGCUAUCUGUAAAGAAAUUGUUGAAUAUAUUUGGAUUGCCUAUUCGAAGUUUACAAGAUAAAACAUUGGAAAUUAGCAUCA